AUGAUUGCUCGAUCCCAGCGCAGCUCACGGGCCAUUACACACCCAAGUUGGGGCUCGGGCGAUAUCAAGAUACAUCAUGCGCUCCAUGAUAUGACUGGAGACAAAUCCGAACAAUCAAUUCAAACCAUGAUACUCACCAGCGCAAGCGGAUACUGCAUGUUUGUGUACCUGAUCAAGUUUGCCGCACGAUCUUUGUUCCUCCUCUCGCAGUCACGAGAAUGGCUGCAUCAGAGUCCAGGAGAAGGUAUCUUGUACCGAAAUUAUGCCGAUUUCGGCGCUAACAGUACCGCCUUGAACAUCGCCCAGCUGCAUUUUGCGCAAAAUGGGCACGAUACCGCCACCAGAUCCACAGUGUCGGCGGCGGUAAGGUCUCUGAUAAAUCAUGUUUCCAACAUCAAACAAAAUAGGUGCUGCUCCGAUUCUCAUUUCCUCCUGUAUCGUGCUGUGAUCCCUCAAAACUUAUGUUUCCCAUUUCGUGGAAGCGGUAUCGAAAUGAAACAACAAGUAUUGUCACUGUUGACCAUGCUGGGCGGCUGGUACGGGAAGCCUCGCAUUGAGGGCACCUGUGUUGAAAGGGAUGCGGGCCUGACUUGGCUGUCCAGCAAGCUGUCGGGCAAUGCGAUCAUAUCCUGUCGCGGGCAGCCUUCGCAAAUCUAUAAUGCAAACCGUUAUUGGGGAAAGCAGUAUGGCAAGGACGCCGACGUGGUUGUCUUUCCUGCCAACGCACGCGACGUGAGUGUGACUGUCCGCGCUACUCAAAAGACGGAUCUUGGUCGAGAUUAUGCUUUUGUCUCUGGGGCACAUUCCAUGACCAACUCCUCAAGCUCUUCUGGAUUCGUGAUCGAUCUGAAGUUUCUCAAUCACACCGAAAUCGUGCACGACUUUGAAUUGGGCAAUGAAACAUUCACAGCCAUCGCUUAUGGUGCAGGAACUACAAGCGGUCAAUUUCAAGCAGCACUCAAUGGCACUGGCUGGACUGGUAUUGCUGCUCGGGUUGACUCGGUUGGUCUAGGCGGCUUCUCGACCGGCGGUGGCAUUGGGUAUCUCGCAGGCGCGUAUGGAUAUGCCAGCGAUCGUGUUGUUGCUGCCGAGGUUGUUCUACCAACCGGCGAGAUCGUCUUCGCGACCGAGACUAACGAGUACUCCGACCUCAUCUGGGCCCUCCGAGGAGCAGGUCUUGGUCAAUUUGGCAUCGUUACGACAUUCUUCCAGCGGGCCAUCCCCGAACCCAAGUCGGCCCGUGUCGCCUUCUACAUUCUGGCGGAAGAAUCGAUCCCGAAGUCAUACGAGAAUGUUGCCGAGUUUUAUGCGUCACACAGCGAUCCUUUCAGCUUGCUGUACUACACAUAUGGCUUCCUGCCUGCCGAUUCUAGCAAUCCUGAUCCCAAGCCAUCUGACUUUGCCCUCCUGAACCUUAUGACCACAGUCUGGCUUGAGGAGCCUGAAUCGACCGCGCCAAAUCAGAAGUCAUUCGAGGAGACUUUCGCUCCGGUUCUGUCAAGUCUUCAAUUUGUCGAGAGUACAACAUACACAGUACCGUAUGCGAAUCUCGCCACACUGGGAGCAGCCUUUUUCCCCUACGGUCUUCGGAGGGGUUUUUUUGGCGGACAGGCCAGCCGAAUCUCCGCUCCGUACCUUCAGAACGUUCAGCGCGAGUUCAAGAUAUUUAUUGACGAUGUUAUCGGCAAUGGUGACUUCCCGACAGCUUCGACAUUCACACUGCAAUACAUGUCUCCCGGUCUCAACGGCAAUCUACCAAAAUCGGACAAUGAGACCGCCUGGCCGCAUAGCCACGCGGGACACCAAACUCUAUUCGAUCCAGGAUGGUCGUCUCCCUCCAGUGAUUUCAUUGCCGCGACCACUAACACUCGUAUCACCGCACUCACCUAUGCCGAACAGGCCAUCGCCGCAGGGCCAAAAAUGUCCGAUGAUGAUGAGUCCGACGCCGAUUUGUGCGGAGGCACAAAGUUAUGUGACUAUCCGAACUAUAUAGCUGGAGAUGUCUCUGGUCGGCGAGUUUGGGGUAAGAACAUUCCGCGACUGAUCGACAUCAAAGACAAAUACGACCCGGAGUGCACGCUGCAUACAGGUCGAGUCUUCGCCAGCAAGGCGUGUGUAGCUAAGGGUGUGGCGAAUGUCUUCGCAUGA
Molecule: messenger RNA, 2148 nt
Organism: Dissoconium aciculare CBS 342.82
Lineage: Eukaryota; Fungi; Ascomycota; Dothideomycetes; Mycosphaerellales; Dissoconiaceae
Exons: 3
Coding region: 1-2148 (715 amino acids)
Molecular function (GO): FAD binding; oxidoreductase activity
Source: RefSeq, a predicted model, not a curated record